Molecule: messenger RNA, 624 nt
Organism: Penicillium samsonianum
Lineage: Eukaryota; Fungi; Ascomycota; Eurotiomycetes; Eurotiales; Aspergillaceae
Product: glutathione S-transferase
Exons: 5
Coding region: 1-624 (207 amino acids)
Biological process (GO): glutathione metabolic process
Molecular function (GO): glutathione transferase activity
Source: RefSeq, a predicted model, not a curated record
AUGGCUUGUCCACCCACUAUUUACCAUGAUCUCGAUUUUGGCAGGCUAGGCCGCGGAGAGCUUGUGAAUCUAUUUUUGAAGGAUGCCGGGUUGGACUUCAAACAUGUCCUCUACCCCUUUGACAACGCCUGGCCAGAGACCAGCGAAAAGCUACGUCAGAGUGGACUUACAAGGACCGGUCAACUACCUGCCCUUGAGUAUGGCGGUUCUGUGAUCACCCAGCACAUUCCAAUUCUGCGUUAUCUUUCGCGCGAUCUCGGCGCUUACGAUGGUAACACCAACUGGGAGAAAUACUUGGUUGAUGCAGUGGCAGAUAUCUACAUUGACUGGAGGUCUCAAUGGGUAGCCAACCUGAAAGAAGUGACCGAGCCCUACAAGAAGGAUUAUGCACCCAAGUACUAUGAUCUCCUCGCCCAGUAUUACUCCGAUGUCGAUGGACCUUACCUCCUUGGUGACACGGUCACCUAUGCCGACUUCGCUGUUUAUCAGUCCAUUGACAACGAUACAAGAACGGGUACCAUUCCAGCAACUCUUCCCCCAGCUCUCACUAAACUUGUGGAGGCCUUUGAAGCGCGGCCAAAUAUUUCUGCGUACAUUGAACUACACAGGCACGCAAAGGCAUAG